AUGUAUGUAUAUAUAUAUAUAUAUAUAUAUGUAUGUAUGUAUGUAUACCCGUGAAUGGUGUAAUCACUUUUGUUUAAACAUUUUUCUAUUUGCUAUGUCUUUAGAAUAUUAAUGUUACAAUAUUGUGAUACUUUUUCUGGAUUAUUAUUAUUAAAACAAAGUUAUUGAAUAGGUUAAUUGAGAGAUUGGAAGAGGUUAUCUAUUUAUUUUAUAGGUCAUUUAAUAUUAUAAUAUGAAAGUUGAGGUUAUUUGGAGUUAGAGUAUAUUUGGAAUGAAAUUUGAGUAAAAUAAUCUGUCAACCAAUUAAUCAAUCAGCAAAUCGUUUUUCCAAUCAAUCCUUCAACUUUACAAUCAUUAAUAAUUAUUAUCACUCCCAAUUUUAUUCUAUGUUUUAUUUUCUUUGUUCUUUGACUGAACAUCAGGGUAUUUAUCGUUGGCCCCUCCUUGCGAUGAUUCCAACUCUUUCUUCCUCUGGGCUGCAUUGUCCAACAGAAAGUUCCUAAUCUCUGAGUAAAUUUAAGAAAGAAUUUUUGAGAAAAAACCUCUGGAGAUAUCGUCACUACUGCUUCCAAGAGAGUUAACGUCAUCACCAGUUUCCUCUUCGUCGUCAUCGUCGCCAUCUUCACUACCUCUGUUAUAUGGGGGCAGUUUGUUGUUGUGAGCAGAGAAAUUCUCCAAUUAUCAGCAAAGAUGCCAAAACAGAUCCAAGAAAUCAAAGAUUUCUUAUUGACAGCCAGAAGAGCUGAUGCUAAAUCUGUCAAGAUCAAGAAGAACAAGGACAACGUGAAGUUCAAGGUCAGGUGCAGCCGUUAUCUAUACACCCUGGUCAUCAAUGAUAACGAGAAGGCCGAUAAGUUGAGACAGUCUUUGCCGCCUGGUUUACAAGUUAAAGACUUGAAGAAAAGCGAUUGAUUAACAGUUGAUUAGAAUGUUGCUUGAUCGAUUGAUAUGUGGAAUGAAUGAACCGUCGAAAUAUUUCUAUAUUUAUUGUCAAA
This is a messenger RNA of Helobdella robusta, 995 nucleotides long. RefSeq lists its product as hypothetical. The coding region runs from base 691 to 912 and encodes 73 amino acids. Gene Ontology annotation, molecular function: structural constituent of ribosome. Gene Ontology annotation, biological process: translation; protein-RNA complex assembly. Gene Ontology annotation, cellular component: ribosome; cytosolic large ribosomal subunit. The record is from RefSeq and is a predicted model, not a curated record. Lineage: Eukaryota; Metazoa; Annelida; Clitellata; Rhynchobdellida; Glossiphoniidae. The transcript has 6 exons.